AUGGUGAUGAUGGUGGUAAAGUUUCAAGAUCUCCAUCUGCUUCCUUGUUUCGAGCGGGGAUUAAAAAAAAUGGUGGCAAUUUCAUUGCAAGGAGAAGUUUUCGAUUCUGCUACACUUGUCUACUUCAAUGCACAGCGGAUGCAUUUUAUUAUUGAUGUAACGAAGAACGGUUCGAGUCUAAGCACAUCUGACUGGAAAAACAUUCUUCCAGAAUUGUACAAACAAUAUCCAAAUGUUAAGAUGAUGCUUAACAUGUCAGUAACAUCUCCUCCUUAUGUUAGCAUUACAAAGAAUGGGAUUGGUGCGACGAUUCAUUUAGAGAUAUCAAUCAAUGUUCAACACUUUGGAGCAGUCCUAUCCGCAGCAAGCAUAUCAUCGGCUCUGAAUGUGGCAGGUUUGUUGGAAAUCGAGGAGAAGAGUCUAUCCGGUAGCCUUAGAUUGAUAGAUUUCAAUGCAACAAUGAGUUGGAGUAAAAUUGGAGAGCUUCAAGCAAGCUAUAUUCAGGAUGUGACGUCGACGAUUCUUGAAUCCUUGUUUUUGCCGUCCGUAAACACACGCCUUAAGAGAGGUUUCCCGUUGCCGUUUCUACACAGUUGCACGAUCAAAAACACAGAGAUAGUUUAUGUUGAAAAUGGCGUUAUGGUCUGCACCGACAUAGCCUCUUAA
Molecule: messenger RNA, 666 nt
Organism: Microthlaspi erraticum
Lineage: Eukaryota; Viridiplantae; Streptophyta; Magnoliopsida; Brassicales; Brassicaceae
Source: the annotation of a GenBank genome assembly